CGGCUGUAGUUGGAAUGCAGAUUGAUAGUAUUGGGAGGGCUACUGUAGGGGAUAUUGAGGAGGGGGGUAUGUCUAGCGUGUUGCCUGGUGUGGAGGCAGCUUAUAGCGAGGAUAUGAAGAGGGGGCUAGAACCAGAUUUUAGGAGGACUAAUGGGGGCGGUAUGAAGGGGGGAGGAGAAGGGGAGGAUGUGGGAUUCGUAGCAGGAGGAGUGGGGAAGAGAGACAAGGAAGUGGAAGGGGUUGGCGGUGGGAGGAAGGAGAAGGAGGGGAGGAAGAAGAAGAAGAAGCAUGAGAGGGAUCGGGAGGGGAGAGGGGAGGGGAAAGGGGAGGAGAAGAGUGAGGGGAGGAAGGAAGGGAAAGGGGAGAGCAAGAGGGAAGGGAAGCAUGAAAGGGAUGAGAAGAGGGAAAGGAAAAUGAAGAAGCAUGGGAGAGUGGAGGGAGGGGAAGAGAGGAUGGAGGGUAGGGUGGUUGUGGAGGAGGGGAGGGUGAGGAUAGCAGGGGCAGGAGCAGGAGUAGGAGCAGCAGCAGGAGGAGCAGGAGUAGGUGAAGGUGCUUGUGUAGCAGCAGGAGUGACGGGAAGUGUGGCAUCAGGGGAUCAACAACGAAGGGAGGUGGAGAAGGAGAGAGGAGAGAAAGAGAGGAAGAGGGACAAGGAGAGGAAGGAGAGGGAGCGCGAGGAGGAGAGGGAGCGCGAGAAGGAAAGGGGAGAGAAGGAGAGGGCGCGCGAGAAGGAGAAGGCUAAACAGACGGGGAUUGUGAGCGAGAUGGAGAAGGAAAAAGAGGAGGUAAGAGAGAAGGAGAAGGAGAGAGAGCGGGAGAAACGGCUAGUGGAUGUGGGGCUUUGUGCUGUGCUUGCCAAACGGCCGCCAGGAAGACAAUCAGAGUUUGGGGAGGGGGAGGGGGAUGAGGAGCGGAGGAGAGGAGGAGCGAAGGAGCAGGGGGCAGAGGAAGCAAGAAGAGAUGGGACAGGGGAGGUAGAGGAGGGGGGUGGAGAUGCUUGGGGACAGGAGAGGGAGAGAGAAGGUGGAGAGGAGGAGAAGACUGAGAGGGGGAAGGGUAAGAGAGAGGAAGUGAAGGAAGAGGAGGAAAGGGAGGAAGGGAAGGGGAGGAGGGACGAUGAUGCUAGUUCGGAUGAGGAUUUCCCGGGGGAUUACCGGGAAGGGCAGGCUCGGAUGAGGCGGAAAGAGGCUCGGAAACGGCGGAGGAGGUUCGGGGAAUAUGGCAAUGGAGAGGAGGAAGAGGAGGAGGAGGACGACGAGGACGAGGUGGACGGGAUGGAUGGGAUGGGGAUGGGAGAGGAGGAGGGACAGGGGGGAGGUGCAGGGAUGGGUGGAUUGUUAGGGUCUGCGUGGUUCUUAGGAGUAGCAGCCGGGGGACUAGGAGCAACAGGAAUAGGAGCAUCUGCGAAUUCUUCCCCCUCUGCUACUGCUGCAGCAGCAGGAGCAGCAGGGGGAGCAGCACUGGGAGGGGCGCCAGGGUCAGUGCCAAAGAGAAGGCGAAGCUCGAGAAUAGCAGAGAGGGUGGAGAAGCGCACCUGGCGAUCCAUGGAUCUCGGAUGGGUGGCUGGUGCUGCUGCUGCCGCUGCUGCUGCCGCUGCCACUGCCGCCGCUGCUUCUGCCGGUGCUGGUGCUGGUGGCGGGCAUAAUGCGAGUUCUAGGGGCGGGAGGAAAGGAGCAGGGGUGGGAGUGCCUGGGUUCCGGCAUCCGGGGGUGCCGGGAGUGAUGGUGAUGAUCCCGCCUGCGGAAAUCGUAUCGGAUUUUGUACAGAUCACGGGGAAUCCGCCGCCGCCGCCCAAGAAGGGGUACCGCUACUGGCGGAACUUCAUUCCUUUUCAGUGCUUGGAUGGCCUGCCCAAGGGACAUGACUGGGCUAAGGGCUACCCCUGGCCGCUUGUGCCCAAACCAUGAACUGCGUUAUGCUGAGUGGUGACCUUGUUGUUGCCAUCAUGGGCUUGAUUUCCCCGUCGUUUUUUAGUCACUCAGAUGUGGUUGGAGCUUUCUCUUAUAAAUGGGUUGUAUGUUUAGACCUCGAGUGGUAUUUGUUUUACACAGUUGAAUGAGGGUUAUUGUGAUGAAGCGCAAAGGUUGUGUGUCGAAGGAUUGAUUAACGAGG
Closterium sp. NIES-67 is the source of this 2112-nucleotide messenger RNA. The record is from the annotation of a GenBank genome assembly. Lineage: Eukaryota; Viridiplantae; Streptophyta; Zygnematophyceae; Desmidiales; Closteriaceae.